This is a messenger RNA of Pogona vitticeps (central bearded dragon), 4265 nucleotides long. It is a transcript of the gene FLRT3, whose product is annotated as fibronectin leucine rich transmembrane protein 3. The record is from RefSeq and is a predicted model, not a curated record. Gene Ontology annotation, molecular function: protein binding. Lineage: Eukaryota; Metazoa; Chordata; Lepidosauria; Squamata; Agamidae.
GUAACUGGAAUGCUUUCCCUCUCACUCCUUCUUGCGAAGGAAGAAGUGAUCUGACAUAGUAAAAGCUCCUACAAUAGCUGCUGCUGCUGCUGCUUUCUGUGUGAGAGAUCCGAAGAACAGGAAUGUUAUAAUCGUUAGUGGAAUUACUGCUGUUCUGCACUUAUAAAUGGAAAUGCUCUAUAUUGCUUUAUACUUCAGCUUGCUGGCAAUGACUGAAUGAAAUUUCAGAAAGGAACGCCUGUUCCGGUAUUAGCAUGUUUCUGUUUCUUCAAGAAGAGAUGACACUGAGUUAAAUUAAACACAGCUAAAAACAACUGAGUGCCUGAAUUUGAACACAGAAUGAGAAAAUAUUCAGAGCUUGAAAAUCUGAUCAAGCACUAAAUGAAUGGUUCAACGCAGCAGGCAUGGAUUUAUCAGGCCACAUCUGCUGUUCAAAGUUCAUAGUUGGAUGAUUCCAGAGAGAGGGGGAAAGUCUCUGUCCUCAUUCUACUGAAGAAGCCAUGAUAAUCCAAGAUUUAGAAUCAUCAAAGGUUUUGAACACAUGAAGCUGAAGCCACCAUCUCUAACCACACUAUAUAAAAGAGCGUCUAAGAAUUACAAGGAGAGCAAUUUUUGUAAAGGGCAUUAAACGAAAACAAAAGAGGUUCUUCACACAGAGACUUGGGGGGAAAAAAGACAGUACCCUUUCUUCUUCAAAGUCUCCUUCCUGUGGAGAAACAGGAGCCUGAAGCUUUUAUCCUCAACAACUUGAUGUGUUCAUGUAUCAUGACAAAACUUUACAGGAAUAUUCAAUGAAUAAAGUGGAGCUCCCAGGGAAAAAUAUAAUUUAAGCUGCUACUGUGGAAAAAGUACAGCAACAUGAACUAAACUAUAAAAUUCCUGUCAAGUCAACUGGUUUCAGGAAAACUGUAUACCCCCUCCAUUUUAAGAAGCACAAAAGGUUCCUUCACAUCUUUAGAUAAGAUUGCUGAAAGCCAAACUCUAGCCUGCGUACAAGCAUCAUUGCAACUUGACCAUGAUCACUGUAACCUGGAACUUCAUUCUAAUUUGGACAAAGAUAGGGCUGUUGCUCAAAAUGGCACCUCAUUUUAUCAGUGCCAAAUCAUGCCCUUCAGUGUGCCGUUGUGAUGCAGGAUUCAUUUACUGCAAUGAUCGUGAUCUCACAUCAAUUCCUACAGGGAUUCCAGAGGAUGCUACAACCCUUUACCUUCAGAACAAUCAAAUUAACAAUGCUGGAAUUCCUUCAGACCUAAAAACCUUGAUCAAAGUUGAGAGAAUUUAUUUAUACCACAACAGUUUGGAUGAAUUCCCUAUCAAUCUCCCGAAGUAUGUCAAAGAACUACAUUUGCAAGAAAAUAACAUAAGGACAAUUACUUAUGACUCACUUUCACAAAUUCCUUAUCUGGAAGAACUGCAUUUGGAUGAUAAUUCUGUUUCUGCAGUUAGUAUUGAAGAUGGAGCCUUCCAGGAUAAUAUCUAUCUCAGACUUCUUUUUCUUUCUCGAAAUCACCUUAGCACCAUUCCCUGGGGCCUUCCUAAAACAAUAGAAGAGCUGCGCUUGGAUGAUAAUCGUAUUUCCACAAUUUCGGAGCUGUCCCUUCAAGACCUUACAAAUCUAAAACGCCUAGUUUUAGAUGGAAAUCUCUUAAGCAAUCAUGGAUUAGGAGACAAAGUCUUCAUGAACCUAGUCAAUUUAACAGAACUCUCAUUGGUCCGUAAUUCCCUUACAGCAGCACCAAUAAAUUUGCCAGGCACAAACCUGAGAAAGCUUUAUCUGCAAGAAAACCAUAUAAAUCAUGUACCACCUAAUGCAUUUGCAUACCUACGGCAGUUGUAUCGAUUAGAUAUGUCAAACAACAAUCUCAGCAAUUUACCUCAGGGUGUCUUUGAUGACCUGGACAAUAUAACCCAACUGUUUCUUCGUAACAACCCUUGGCGGUGUGGGUGCAAAAUGAAAUGGGUUCGUGACUGGUUACAGACACUGCCACUCAGAGUAAAUGUACGUGGACUGAUGUGUCAGGCACCAGAAAAAGUGCGUGGGAUGGCUAUCAAAGACCUCAGUGCAGAACUAUUUGACUGCAAGAAUGAUGAUAUUGUAAGUACUGUCCAAAUUACUGCUUCAGUACCAAACACUUUAUACCCUGUGCAAGGACACUGGCCAGUUUCUGUGACCAAAUCACCUGAAAUUAAGACUCCAAAUCCACAUAAAAACUACAGAACAACAGCUACCCCAGUACAGGAAAUCAUUACCAUUACGGUAAAAUCUGUAAGCACUGAGACUAUUCAUAUUUCUUGGAAAGUUGCACUACCCAUGACUGCUUUAAGACUCAGCUGGCUCAAAAUGGGUCACAGCCCUGCCUUUGGAUCUAUAACUGAAACAAUUGUUACCGGAGACCGGAAUGACUAUCUGCUUACAGCACUUGAGCCAGAUUCACCAUAUCGUGUAUGCAUGGUUCCUAUGGAAACCACUAACAUUUAUGUGUCUGAUGAAACACCUGUUUGUAUAGAGACUGAAACUGCACCCCUUAAAAUGUACAACCCCACGACAACCCUAAAUCAUGAACAAGAGAAAGAACCUUACAAAAAUUCAAACUUGCCCUUAGCUGCCAUCAUAGGAGGUGCAGUGGCACUAGUAGCUAUAGCACUGCUUGCUUUAGUCUGCUGGUAUGUCCAUAGGAAUGGCUCCUUGUUCUCCAGAAACUGUACAUAUAGCAAAGGACGGAGGAGAAAAGAUGAUUAUGCUGAAGCUGGAACUAAGAAGGACAAUUCUAUCUUAGAAAUCAGAGAGACUUCGUUUCAGAUGAUCUCUUUGAACAAUGAACAAGUGUCCAAGGAGGAGUUUGUAAUACAUACCAUAUUCCCACCUAAUGGAAUGAAUCUGUAUAAAAACAACCACAGCGAAAGCAGUAGUAACAGAAGCUACAGAGACAGCGGUAUACCGGAUUCAGAUCACUCACAUUCAUGAUACUAAGAGGAAUAAAAGACCUUGGGACGGUUGAUAUUUUUUCUCACAAAGAAAGGCAAUUUUAAAUGUUGCCGGCCUACUGAAGAACACUGGAUUAAAAGACUGAAUAAGCAAUGUAUUGUACAUUUGCCAUAUAAUUUAUAUUUAAGAACUUUUUAUUAAAAGUUUCAAAUUUCAGGUGACUGCUGCGAUUAAUGUAGCAAGGAUGUCUGAAAACAAUUCUAUAUUUUAGUAUUUUUUAGUAAUUUGUACUGUAUUUUCCUUGCUAAUAUUGAAAUUACAGACCAUUUAACUUUUGUGUUCUGCUGAGUACAAUGACUUGUUGACUGUGAAAGUGAAUUUUCUUGCUGUGUUGAACAAUCAGGACUUUGCAUACGUUUGAGAUCCUUGUGAGUAUAAGCACAGGCCAUGUUCACUUUGGUAUUCACAGAAGGUUAAAUCUGGCAAACUGACAGUAUUCAGAAGCGGCUGCAAAAUGAAUCAAAAUACAAUCCUGGGUACAUUAAACAAUGUAUUAAUGUAAAACAAAAAAAGUUUAAUAAGUCAAAUGUGAAAAGUAGUGGGCAAUUCUAUAAUCAAUAAAAUGAUUGUUAGGGCCUGCCAUAAAUGGUUGAAAUUUAGAUAUGGCAGUUGAAAUAAAAACAGAAGUACACAUUGCUAUAUAGAAUCAGAUAUGACCCUGUAAACAAGAAAGAGUGCUCUAUUUCUAGUUACUAAAUCUUCCAUUCUAGUCUUGGGGAACAAAAGAUUUAAAAAAUCUAUGUCUUCUUAAACAUGCAAGUAUCAAAAAAAUAAAACUUAUUGUAUACACUAAAGGACAGCUUGUACAAUGGAUACAAACAGGGUUUAUGAAAAAUACUGCUAAAGCAUACACUGAAUAUGCAAAGAACUAUCAUAUAUACUAUAUACAUUUCAACUGCCAUCAAGAAUAUUGCCCAUUACUGUCACAGUUAUUUGGAAAUUACAUUAAUAAACAUGCAAGUGAAGAUAUCUUGAUCUGGCUUUCUACUUAGUUGUGACCUAUUUAAUGCUUAAUACCCAAGACAAUUUGUUGCCAUAACUAUUCCCCAACCCCAAAUGAAACCAAAGUGCAUUGUAUGCCCUUUGGCCAGACUUGUAUGUGCCUUUAUCUAAAGUGACACAUGUUCCACUUUUAACUGGGAACAAAGUUUUCACACACAUACACUUAAUCAUGGAAAGAUAUUGGUCUCAAUGCUGAAUAAAAUAUAAAAAAGUACAGAAAGUAAGUGCUCUUUUUAUCCUCUGUAUAUAAAUUAAAAUGUGUUGCAUAAUGGAUUAU